Rhineura floridana is the source of this 3593-nucleotide messenger RNA. It is a transcript of the gene SEMA3A, whose product is annotated as semaphorin 3A. The transcript is spliced from 18 exons. Gene Ontology annotation, molecular function: chemorepellent activity; semaphorin receptor binding; neuropilin binding. The record is from RefSeq and is a predicted model, not a curated record. Lineage: Eukaryota; Metazoa; Chordata; Lepidosauria; Squamata; Rhineuridae. The coding region runs from base 199 to 2520 and encodes 773 amino acids. Gene Ontology annotation, biological process: positive regulation of neuron migration; negative regulation of axon extension involved in axon guidance; semaphorin-plexin signaling pathway.
UGAGAGGACCUGGUGGGCUCUCUCCCUGCUCCUCUCCUUCUCAACUGCUAGAGUUUUUAGAUCGCUUUGAACUUCUGCGUGGAUUCAUCUCCCAUCCCCCCCCCCCCACUCCCUACACACACGAGACAAGAAGGGAGCACCGGGGGGGGACAUCGGCGGUAAUAUAAAAAGGGGAACUGUACAGUGUCCUCUUGCAGCAUGGGCUGGAUCAGCUGGAUUGCUUGGCUUUUCUUGGGAGUAUUACUACGAGGAGAACGAGCACGCUGCCAACAUGUCAAGAACAACGUGCCACGGCUAAAAUUGUCUUAUAAAGAAAUGUAUGAAUCCAACAAUAUAAUCACUUUCCACGGACUGAUCAAUAGUUCCAGUUACCACACAUUCCUUUUGGAUGAGGAGCGAAGUAGACUCUAUGUUGGAGCAAAAGAUCACGUAUUUUCUUUCAACCUAGUCAGCAUCAAGGAAUAUCAAAAGAUUGUUUGGCCUGUAUCUCAUACCCGUAGGGACGAGUGCAAGUGGGCUGGAAAAGAUAUUCUGAGAGAAUGUGCUAACUUCAUCAAGGUGCUUAAGGCUUAUAACCAAACUCAUUUAUAUGUCUGCGGAACUGGGGCUUUCCAUCCCGUCUGCACAUAUAUCGAAGUUGGAGGACACCCUGAGGACAAUAUUUUUAAGCUGGAAGAUUCACAUUUUGAAAAUGGCAGAGGAAAAAGCCCCUAUGACCCCAAACUGCUGACAGCUUCUCUUUUAAUAGAUGGUGAUCUUUAUUCUGGAACUGCAGCAGAUUUCAUGGGAAGAGAUUUUGCCAUUUUCCGUACACUAGGGCAUCAUCACCCAAUCAGGACAGAGCAGCAUGACUCCCGGUGGCUUAAUGAUCCUAGGUUUAUUAGUGCUCAUCUGAUCCCAGAAAGUGACAACCCAGAAGAUGACAAGAUCUAUUUUUUCUUCCGUGAAAAUGCAAUUGAUGGGGAGCAUUCUGGAAAAGCAACACAUGCCAGAAUAGGACAAAUCUGUAAGAAUGACUUUGGUGGCCACAGAAGCCUUGUCAACAAGUGGACCACUUUCCUCAAAGCACGCCUCAUGUGUUCUGUCCCGGGUCCCAAUGGCAUUGAUACUCAUUUUGAUGAACUCCAGGAUGUGUUUCUAAUGAACUCAAAAGACCCUAAAAAUCCAAUAAUCUAUGGAGUGUUUACAACUUCCAGCAACAUCUUUAAAGGAUCAGCUGUGUGUAUAUAUAGCAUGACUGAUGUGAGGAGGGUGUUCCUGGGUCCAUAUGCUCAUCGAGAUGGUCCCAACUACCAGUGGGUUCCCUACCAAGGAAGAGUGCCAUACCCAAGGCCAGGAACUUGUCCAAGUAAAACAUUUGGUGGCUUUGACUCGACCAAGGACCUUCCUGACGAAGUCAUCACAUUUGCAAGAAGCCAUCCAGCUAUGUACAACCCUGUAUUCCCUAUCAAUAACCGCCCCAUUAUGAUCAAAACAGAUCUGGAUUACCAGUUCACACAAAUCGUUGUCGAUCGGGUGGAUGCAGAGGAUGGCCAGUAUGAUGUCAUGUUCAUUGGAACAGAUAUCGGGACGGUUUUGAAAGUGGUUUCUAUCCCUAAAGAGACUUGGCAUGAUUUGGAGGAAGUUUUGCUGGAAGAAAUGACAGUCUUUCGGGAACCCACAGCUAUUUCAGCAAUGAAGAUUUCCACAAAGCAGCAACAGCUGUACAUUGGCUCAGCGGUUGGCGUUUCACAGCUUCCUUUGCAUCGCUGCGAUGUGUAUGGUAAAGCAUGUGCUGAAUGCUGCCUUGCUAGGGACCCGUAUUGCGCCUGGGAUGGCUCUUCUUGCUCUCGUUACUUCCCUACUGCCAAGAGACGCACUAGACGGCAGGAUAUCCGAAAUGGUGACCCUCUUACUCACUGCUCUGACCUACAGCAUCAUGAUAAUCCAAGUGGACACGGGCUUGAAGAGAAGAUUAUCUAUGGAGUAGAGAACAGCAGCACUUUCCUAGAGUGUAGUCCAAAAUCUCAACGUGCUCUGGUCUACUGGCAAUUCCAGAAGCAAAACGAUGACCGAAAGGAAGAGAUCAAAGUAGAUGAUCGCUUAAUCCGGACAGACCAAGGUCUGUUGCUGCGGAGCUUACAGCGGAAGGACUCGGGCGUUUAUUUCUGUCAUGCUGUAGAGCACGGCUUUAUGCAAACUCUCCUCAAGGUGACCUUGGAGAUCAUAGAUACAGAACACCUUGAAGAGCUGCUUCACAAAGAGGAAGAGGGUGAUAUUUCCAAGAGCAAAGAAACAUCUAACAGCAUGACCCCAAGCCAGAAAGUCUGGUAUAGGGACUUCAUGCAGCUCAUCAACCACCCCAACCUUAAUACAAUGGAUGAGUUCUGUGAGCAGGUGUGGAAAAGGGACCGCAAACAACGCCGGCAAAGGCCCGCCAAUGCCCAAGUGAAUACAAACAAGUGGAAGCAUCUACAAGAGAACAAGAAAGGGAGGAACAGGAGGACCCAUGAGUUCGAGAGGGCACCACGGAGUGUCUGAGCUACAGUUACCUCUAGGAACUUCAUCCAAGUAGAAACUUGCAUAGACAGAUAACUGGAAAUAAAAUGCAAUAUACAUGAACUUUCCCAAGGCAUUUUAUGUGGAUGUUUACAAAGAACUAGGAGGCUUAAAUAAUUUCCAUCUUGUUUAAAAAGAACCCAUUGGAUCUCUGAUCUCCAGCAUUUCAAGGACAUAAGCUCACUCUGAAACUAACUUAUUGUUUCAUGGGAUCUGCAGUGAGACUGACUCAGCAUUUCCCUUUGGACUGAGGUAUAAAAGUGUCAUAUGUCAUUCUAUCAUUCUGAAAAGGAAUAAAGGGGGAGGGGCAAAACAGCUGUCAUCGCCUAUGCUACUUUUCCUGAACUUAACUAAAAACUUGCAUGGACCUUUAUAAACUGAUGAACACCUUCACACUUGGUUGUAUGCAAGACAUUUUUUUUCUCCUUUUUGUCUUUUGUCUACCAGUUCUCUUGUUUAUAUAUGUAUUGGAAGAAUGAAAUCAAUACUGUAUGCAAUUGCUUAUCGGAGUUGGACCGCCAUGAACCACUGAUUAUCUGAAGCGGAUGCAAUAGCAAGUGGAACGUUCUGACCUACUACUGAUGACAUCCCUAACCUCUGACCUAAAGAUGUAUUUUAUUAAAACAAUUAUUUAAAUGUACCCCAACCAAUAUGCAGUCAAAGAUAGCUCUUUCUGGAGGGAAAAUAGAAUAGGUUUUUUGUCUGACAAUAUUCUAAUAUUCUAAUUUUUAAUUUUUUUAAUACGGAAAACAGAGUUUUCAGGGUUUUGUUGCUCAGUUUUAAUUGUUUUCAAACGUUUGUUCAAAACAGUAAGCAAUCUCAGCUACUCACCAGACAAUCUAUACUAUGAGUAACUGCCAACAUAAUUUCUCCUUCCAAACAGAGUUAUUCUGGCAAAAGAGUCUCUAUUGCAUGGACAUAUUUCUCUUUCUUUAUUUCUCCCUAAUUGUUCAGUAUGAAAGACUUCAACUUGUAUAAUACUUUGAUACAAACAGAAACGGAUUGAAACAAUGAAGGGAAAUUCGGUUGACUUAAGCUGUAUAUUUUCUUUUUAA